Molecule: messenger RNA, 2017 nt
Organism: Formica exsecta
Lineage: Eukaryota; Metazoa; Arthropoda; Insecta; Hymenoptera; Formicidae
Gene: CPR27
Exons: 4
Coding region: 36-779 (247 amino acids)
Cellular component (GO): chitin-based extracellular matrix
Molecular function (GO): structural constituent of chitin-based larval cuticle
Source: RefSeq, a predicted model, not a curated record
CAACACAAUCACUUCUGCCUCAUCAACAACCAGACAUGCAUCCUCCCGUGCUGUUUCUCUUGUUUUGCCUCGGCCUUGCGGUCGCCCAGCACAAUCAACCGUAUCAAGUGACUACACCGGUACCUAUUUUAAAACAAAUAAACAAACACAACGAGGACGGUAGCUACAGUUAUGGCUUUGAAGCAGCAGACGGCUCGUAUAAAAUCGAAUCGAAAUAUCCGACCGGCGAGGUUUACGGCAAGUACGGCUUUGUGGAUGACUCCGGAAAUUUACGUGAGAUCGAAUACGGCGCGUCCAGACGCGGCUUCGAGCCGGUCGGUCCUGGGAUAAACGUGCCCCCGCCAACCUUGACCGGCAACAGCAUCGCCGGCGCUGGGAACGAGCCCGAGGAUGACGGACAAUACCGCGAAGACCCGUCGAUUUAUCAUACCGAUCUGCGUUACACCAACGGAGAACGUUACGAAUCAGCGCCUAAACACAGGCAGCAACCGAUCACCUACAAUCCGCCGCAGCAGAUCGCGCCGGCACCGGUACCGGUAGCUUACAAUCAAUUAAGAUAUAACGCGCCCGUCAAUUACCAGCCGGCGACGGUAAGCCCGCGGAUCCAGUCGGAAUAUCGACCACAGUAUCGAUCGCAGUAUCAACCACAAUAUCAAGGUCAGCAGUUGCAAUCCACGUAUCCUUCACCUGCGAUUCCAGCCGGUCCCCAAGGACAUGCCGCGAGCAGUAUCGACGUCAACGCCGGUUUAGCAUCUUACACAGUUAAUUACAAACGAUAAGAAGAGAAAGAGAAAAUUGUGUCGUAUGUACAUAUGUCAUCGGUAAUUGAUAUUUUAAGAUUGUUAUUGUGUAAACGUUCAUUUAAUUAUUAAUAUUAUUAUCCGAAUGUUUCGGUAACAGAUUAAUUUUUCAUGUUAAUUCAGCGAUAGAUAAUGGCACAGUUGCAUUAGUAGAUAUCUAUGAUUAGUUUAAUUGUAUUUUGGGUUGUACUUAUCUUUCAUCCUCGCGAGUUUCGAAUGAGACAAUACUUUCUACCUCUAUUUUCUGACGUUUUCUCUACCUCUUUUGCUUCAAGAGAGUUUUUAUCUCUCUUAAUUAAUUAAAAAAUUAUAACUCUUCUAUAAUUUAUUUAUCUUUAAUUUCAACUUGCAUAUGUCUAUUUUUUUUUCUCUUUUUCACUUGCAAUGACACACAUCAGCAAUUUAUGUGGCGUUUGUGCCUAUAUACGAAAGACCUUCUAGCAUUAUGUUUUCACCCGCGUUGCGUUCAAUAAGUAAUUUGAGAUUCGUCAAGAGAUCGACAUAUUGCAAUCUUAUUUAUAUAUUUAAAUACAUGUAUCAUAUAUGUAUACGUAUGACACACAAACAUAUCAUGCAAUGUUAAGCAAGACAAAUCUGUAAAUAGAAUACAAUCUACGAUCUAAGAUCAAUAACGGAUUUGACGAUUUGAAGAACACGUCAUUGAACGAUUUACAUUGGCCUUGUAAUAAUAUUGAGCAAUAUAUAUAAGCGAAUAAUCUUUAAUCACAUCGCAAGUACUUGACAAUAAAUUUCAGUUGCAUGUGCCAAGUGCAUACAGCGUCAACGGAGCUCCCUAGGUUCUCUUAUUUAAUAGUUGAAAACGCAGUUAACAUUUUUUCCCCUGCGUACAAGGAACGCCAUCAGGUUAUACUUGACACACCCAAGAAUUUUAUCGUUGUGUAACUCUUAAAGACACCCGUACGUACCUUCGUAGUCAGUCCUUUCGAUUGUGCGCUUAAUAAAAAUCUGCAUGCAUCGUGACGAACCAAAUUUUCGCCAUCCGAGAAACUUUACUAUCCGCAUUUUUUUGAAAUUUUUUCUUUCUUUCAGUGAUUUUAAUUUUUUUUUAAUUGUUUAUCGAUUAUCGAUUGUUAAUCUGAUUUUUACAUUUAUCAUAACAGCAUUUCGUCAUUACAGAAAAAUAUAUUUCGCAUUUGUGUGUAUGAAAUUAUAGAAUUAUAGAAGCUUUUAAUUACAAAAUUAUAGAAACUUUUAAU